AAUGUAAUAAUGAUGGGUUUUCUUACAAUUUUUCUUUUCCUGUUUAUUGGAACUUCAGAGACACAGGCUGAUGUUUCCAAUGCUAUUUCUGGGAUGAGGUAUGAUAUAACUGUCUCUUCAGUUUCUGUGACAUAUAGCUCACCUGUUAGUAGAACAGUGAUGAUGAAUGUAACGAGACCAGGGCCUCCAGUCUUCUUAGCAGGAGAGAGAGUUGGAUCAGCUGGGAUUCUUCUUUCUUGGAACACACCACCUAAUCCGAAUGGAAGGAUCCUGUCUUACAUCGUUAAGUAUAAAGAAGUUUGCCCAUGGAUGCAAACGUUGUAUACCCAAGUUAAAGCAAAACCAGACAGUCAAGAAGUUCUCCUUACUAACCUUAAUCCUGGAACAACAUAUGAAAUUAAGGUUGCUGCUGAAAACAGUGCUGGCAUUGGAAUGUUUAGUGACCCAUUUCUUUUCCAAACUGCGGAAAGUGCUCCGGGAAAAGUGGUCAAUCUCACAGUAGAAGCCUUCAACUAUUCAGCAGUAAACCUCAUUUGGUAUUUACCUAGGCAACCCAAUGGCAAAAUCACCAGCUUCAAGAUUAGUGUCAAACAUGCUAGAAGUGGGAUAGUAGUGAAGGAUGUCUCCAUCAGAGUAGAGGACAUUUUGACUGGGAAAUUGCCAGAAUGUACUGAGAACAGUGAAUCUUUCCUCUGGAGUACCACCAGCCCUUCUCCAACCCCGGGGAGAGUCACACCUCCUCUGCGUACCACAGCCUCAUCCAGCUCGCUGGUUCGAAGCAAGAUCAGCUCUGUGUGGAAAGAGCCCAUCAGCUUCGUAGUGACGCAUCUGAGACCUUAUACAACGUAUCUGUUUGAAGUUUCUGCUGUUACUACAGAAGCAGGUUACAUCGAUAGUACCAUUGUCAGGACUCCAGAAUCAGUGCCUGAAGGACCACCACAAAACUGUAUAACAGGCAAUGUCACAGCACGGUCCUUUUCAAUUUCCUGGGAUCCACCAACGAUUGUAACAGGGAAGUUUAGUUAUAGAAUUGAACUGUAUGGGCCAUCAGGCAGGAUUUUGGAUAAUAGCACCAAAGACCUUAAAUUUGCAUUUACUCACCUGACACCAUUUACAGUGUAUGAUGUCUACAUUGCUGCUGAAACCAGUGCAGGGAUUGGAGCCAAGUCUAAUCUUUCAAUAUUCACUCCUCCAGAUGUUCCAGGUACAGUGUUUGACUUACAAUUAGCAGAGGUAGAAGCCACGGAAAUAAAAGUAACUUGGAGGAAGCCACGGCAACCAAAUGGAAUCAUCAGCCAAUACCGAGUAAAAGUGCUGCUCUCAGAGACAGGAGAGGUCCUGGAAAAUACUUUGCUCACAGGACAGGAUGAGCUGAUAAAAAACUCCAUGUCUCUAGAAAUGAUGAACCUAGUAGAGCCAAUGAUAGGAUUUUAUGAAGGUUCAGCAGAGGUGUCUUCUGACUUGCAUUCCCUGGCUUCAUUCAUAUAUAACAGUCAACCAUACAGUGACUUUCCUGGGAACAUUAGAGCUGAAGAGCAGAAUUCACGCAUUGUAACCACAAGGAAUCAGUACAUUACUGACAUUGCUGCUGAACAGCUGUCUUAUGUUAUCAGAGGACUUGUACCUUUCACUGAGCACAUGAUUAGUGUAUCUGCUUUCACCAUCAUGGGAGAAGGACCACCAACGGUUCUUAAUGUCAGGACCCAUGAACAAGUGCCAAGCUCCAUCCAUAUUAUAAACUAUAAAAAUAUUAGUUCUUCAUCUAUUUUGUUAUAUUGGGACCCUCCAGAAUAUCCCAAUGGAAAAAUAACCCAUUACACAAUCUAUGCAAUGGAACUGGAUACACACAGAACAUUCCAGAUGACUACUUUAGAGAACAGCUUUCUCAUCACAGGGUUAAAGAAAUAUACAAGUUAUAAAAUGAGAGUAGCUGCCUCCACCCAUGUUGGAGAAAGUUCUUUGUCAGAAGAAAAUGACAUCUUUGUGAGAACUCCAGAAGAUGAGCCAGAAUCAUCACCUCAAAACAUUGAAGUAUUCAAUGUUUCUGCAAGUGAAAUAAGAUUGAAGUGGUCACCACCUGAAAAACCAAAUGGGAUUAUUGUUGCUUAUGAAGUGCUUUACAAAAAUAUAGACACUGUAUUUAUAAAGAAUACUUCAACAACACACAUACUCUUGAGGGAUCUACAACCAUACACUAUCUACAAUAUUUCUGUCAGGUCAUAUACCAAAUUUGGUCAUGGAAAUGUUUCCUCUCCAUUACUCUCAGUAAGGACUUCAGAGACUGUACCCGAUAGUGCACCCGAAAACAUUACUUACAAAAAUAUUUCUUCUGGAGAGAUUGAGAUAUCGUUCCUUCCCCCAAGGAGUCCCAAUGGAAUCAUACAAAAAUAUACAAUUUAUCUCAAGAGAAGUAAUGGAAAUGAGGAAAGAACUAUAAAUACAACGUCUUUGACCCAGAAUAUUACAGGUCUGAAGAAAUAUACUCAUUAUGUGGUUGAGGUGUCUGCUAGUACAUUCAAGGGUGAAGGCAUUCGGAGUACACCUAUAAGCAUACUGACAGAGGAAGAUGCUCCUGAUUCUCCCCCUCAAGACUUCUCUGUAAAACAGUUGUCUGGUGUCACUGUGAAGUUGUCAUGGAAACCACCCCUGGAGCCAAAUGGAAUUAUCCUCUAUUACACAGUUUAUGUCUGGGAUAGAUCAUCAUUAAAAACUAUGAAUGUAACUGAAGCAUCAUUAGAGGUUUCAGAUUUGGACUACAACGUUGCAUAUAAUGCCUAUGUAACUGCUAGCACCAGAUUUGGUGAUGGGAACACAAGAAGCAGUAUCAUUAACUUUCGGACACCAGAAGGAGCACCUAGUGAUCCUCCCAAAGAAGUUCGUUAUGCAAAUCUCAGUUCCUCAUCAAUAAUUCUCUUUUGGACACCUCCUUCAAAACCUAAUGGAAUUAUACAAUACUAUUCUGUUUAUUACAAAAAUACUUCAGGUACUUUUAUGCAGAAUUUUUCAUUCUAUGAAGUAACCAGUGAGUCUGAUAAUAUGACCAUUUCUGCGAUAAUAGAUAGACUGGCAAUAUUCACCUACUAUACAUUUUGGUUAACAGCAAGUACUUCCGUUGGAAAUGGGAAUCAAAGCAGUGACAUAAUUCAUGUGUACACAGAUCAAGACAUACCUGAAGGGCUUGUUCGAAACCUGACUUAUGAGUCCAUUUCUUCAACGGCAAUCAAUGUAAGCUGGGUUCCACCGCUUCAACCAAAUGGUCUAGUCUUCUAUUACGUUUCAUUGAGUUUACAGCAGACUCCACCUCACGAAAUGAGACCUCCUCUAGUUAUAUAUGAGAACAGCAUAUAUUUUGAUAAUCUGGAAAAAUAUACUGAUUAUGUAUUUAAAAUCACUCCAUCAACAGAAAAGGGAUUCUCUGAGAACUAUACUGCCCAGUUACGCAUCAAGACAGAAGAAGAUGCCCCAGAAACUUCACCAAUAAUCAACACUUUUAAAAACCUUUCCUCUACCUCAAUUCUCUUAUCAUGGGAUCCCCCAUUAAAGCCAAAUGGUGCAAUAAUAAGUUACGAUUUAAGUUUACAAGGACCACAUGGAAAUUACUCUUUUAUUACUUCUGAUAAUUAUAUAGUUUUGGAAGAGCUUUCGCCAUUUGCAUUGUACAGUUUUUUUGCUGCUGCAAGGACUAUCAAAGGAUCCGGUCCCUUCAGUGUUCUUUUCUUUUACACAGAUGAGUCAGCGCCAUUAGCACCUCCACAAAAUUUGACCUUAAUCAACUAUACUUCAAAUAGUGUGUGGCUGAAAUGGAGCCCAAGUCCUCUUCCAGGCGGUAUUGUUAAAGUAUAUAGUUUUAAAAUUCAUGAACAUGAAACUGAUACUAUGUUUCAUCAGAAUAUUUCUGGUCUUCAGACUGAAGCUAUACUUGCUGGACUGGAGCCUGUCAGCACCUACUCUGUCAGUGUGUCUGCAUUCACCAAAGUGGGAAAUGGCAAUCAAUUCAGUAACAUAGUGAAAUUCACAACCCAGGAGUCAGUUCCAGAUGUUGUGCAGAAUAUACAGUGUACAGCAACUAACUGGCAGUCAAUUUCAGUGACUUGGGAUCCACCCCAAAAGACAAAUGGAAUCAUUACACAUUAUGCAAUAACUACUGAAAGGAAUUCUACAAAAGUCUCUCCACAAGAUCACAUGUAUACUUUCAUAAAUCUUCUGGCAAAUACCUCAUAUGUCUUUAAAGUAAGAGCUUCCACUUCUGCAGGUGAAGGAAAGGAAAGCAUGUGCAAUGUUACCACACUACCAGAAACAGUUCCCAGUGUUCCCACAAAUAUUGCUUUUUCUAAUGUUCAGUCAACCAGUGCAACACUUACAUGGAUAAGACCUGAUACUAUUCUUGGCUACUUCCAAAACUACAAGAUAAUCACUCAACUUCGUGCUCAAAAAUGCAGAGAAUGGGAAUCCGAGGAAUGUGUUGAGUACCAAAAAAUUCAGUACCUCUAUGAAGCCAACCUCACCGAAGAGACAGUGUAUGGAUUGAAGAAAUUUAGGUGGUACAGAUUCCAAGUGGCUGCCAGCACCAAUGCUGGAUAUGGUGAUGCUUCCAACUGGAUUUCAACACAGACCCUGCCUGGCCCUCCAGAUGGACCUCCUGAAGAUGUGCAUGUGGUUGCAACAUCACCUUUCAGCAUCAACAUCACCUGGAGUGAACCUGCUGUUAUUACUGGACCAACAUUCUACUUGAUUGAUGUCAAAUCGGUAGAUAAUGAUGACUUUAAUGUUUCCUUUAUAAAGUCAAAUGAAGAAAAUAAAACUAUAGAAAUUGAUGACUUAAGAAUAUUCACAAGGUAUUCUGUAGUGAUCACUGCAUUUACUGGAGACAUCAGUGCUGCAUAUGUAGAAGGAAAGUCAAGUGCAGAAGUAAUAGUUACUACUUUAGAGUCAGCUCCCAAGGAUCCACCUAACAACAUGACCUUUCAGAAGAUACCAGAUGAAGUGACAAAAUUUCAGUUAACAUUCCUUCCACCUUCUCAACCUAAUGGAAAUAUCCAGGUCUAUCAAGCAUUGGUUUACAGAGAAGAUGAUCCUACUGCUGUCCAGAUUCAUAACCUCAGCAUUAUCCAGAAAACAGACACAUCAGUCAUUGCAAUGUUAGAAGGGCUAAAAGGUGGAUAUACUUACAACAUCAGCGUUUAUGCAAUCAAUAGUGCUGGGGCAGGGCCAAAAGUGCAGAUGAGAAUAACCAUGGAUAUUAAAGCUCCAGCCCGACCAAAAACCAAGCCAACCCCAAUAUAUGAUGCCACGGGGAAACUGCUUGUGACUUCGACAACAAUUACAAUCAGAAUGCCAAUAUGUUACUAUAAUGAUGAUCAUGGACCAAUCAAAAAUGUGCAAGUGCUUGUGGCAGAAACAGGAGCUCAGCUUGAUGGAAAUGUAACAAAGUGGUAUGAUGCAUAUUUUAACAAAGCAAGGCCAUAUUUUACAAAUGAAGGCUUCCCCAACCCUCCAUGCAUAGAAGGAAAGGCAAAGUUCAGUGGCAGUGAAGAGAUCUAUGUGAUAGGUGCUGAUAAUGCAUGCAUGAUUCCCGGCAAUGAAGAUAAAAUAUGCAAUGGACCUCUAAAACCAAAAAAGCAGUAUUUGUUUAAAUUUAGAGCCACUAAUGUCAUGGGACAGUUUACUGACUCUGAUUACUCUGACCCCAUUAAAACUUCAGGUGAAGGGCUUUCAGAACGAACUGUGGAGAUCAUUCUUUCAGUCACUUUGUGCAUCCUUUCAAUAAUUCUUCUUGGAACAGCUAUUUUUGCAUUUGCAAGAAUUAGACAGAAGCAGAAAGAAGGCGGCACAUACUCUCCUCGAGAUGCAGAAAUCAUUGACACCAAAUUCAAGCUGGACCAGCUGAUCACAGUGGCAGACCUGGAACUGAAGGAUGAGAGAUUAACGCGGUUACUUAGUUAUAGAAAAUCCAUCAGGCCAAUAAGCAAGAAAUCUUUCCUGCAACAUGUUGAAGAGCUUUGCACAAACAACAACCUAAAGUUUCAAGAGGAAUUUUCGGAGUUACCAAAAUUCCUUCAGGAUCUUUCUUCAACAGAUGCAGAUCUCCCUUGGAACAGAGCAAAAAAUCGCUUUGCAAACAUAAAACCAUACAAUAAUAACAGAGUGAAGCUGACUGCUGAUGCCAGCAUUCCUGGAUCGGAUUACAUUAAUGCCAGCUAUGUUUCUGGCUAUUUAUGUCCAAAUGAAUUUAUUGCUACACAAGGCCCAUUGCCAGGAACAGUUGGAGAUUUCUGGAGAAUGGUAUGGGAAACCAGAGCAAAAACAUUAGUGAUGUUAACACAGUGCUUUGAGAAAGGGCGGAUCAGAUGCCAUCAGUACUGGCCAGAGGACAACAAACCUGUCACUGUUUUUGGAGACAUAGUGAUUACAAAGCUUAUGGAAGAAAUUCACUUAGAUUGGACCAUCAGGGAUCUGAAAAUUGAAAGGCAUGGAGACUGCAUGACUGUCCGGCAGUGCAACUUCACGGGUUGGCCUGAGCAUGGGGUUCCAGAAAACAGUACCCCUCUAAUUCACUUUGUGAAGUUGGUCCGAGCAAGCAGAGCACAUGACACUACUCCUAUGAUUGUUCAUUGCAGUGCUGGGGUUGGAAGAACUGGAGUUUUCAUUGCUCUGGACCACUUAACACAACAUAUAAACGACCAUGACUUUGUGGAUAUAUACGGACUAGUCGCUGAGCUGAGGAGUGAAAGAAUGUGCAUGGUGCAGAACCUGGCACAGUAUAUCUUCUUACACCAGUGCAUUCUGGAUCUCUUAUCAAAUAAAGGAAGUCACCAGCCCAUAUGUUUUGUGAACUACUCCACCCUUCAGAAGAUGGACUCGCUGGAUGCCAUGGAAGGUGAUGUUGAGCUUGAAUGGGAAGAGACCACCAUGUAAAAGACCAAAGAUUAGUGCUGGAAGAAAAAAAAUUACAUCACAGGGGCCAAAAUUACCCCCUCAUGCUUCUGAACUGAAAUAUAUUUUCUUAAGAAGAUCUUUUUGGUUUUGUUCCUGUG
Molecule: messenger RNA, 7034 nt
Organism: Jaculus jaculus (lesser Egyptian jerboa)
Lineage: Eukaryota; Metazoa; Chordata; Mammalia; Rodentia; Dipodidae
Gene: Ptprq
Product: protein tyrosine phosphatase receptor type Q
Exons: 45
Coding region: 10-6915 (2301 amino acids)
Biological process (GO): protein dephosphorylation
Molecular function (GO): protein tyrosine phosphatase activity; protein binding
Source: RefSeq, a predicted model, not a curated record